Molecule: messenger RNA, 981 nt
Organism: Knipowitschia caucasica
Lineage: Eukaryota; Metazoa; Chordata; Actinopteri; Gobiiformes; Gobiidae
Source: the annotation of a GenBank genome assembly
AUGGAGGUGGACACGGCGGUGGUGCAGGGACAGAUCAGCCCAGUCUCUGCAGGAUGGAUGUCUGAGGUCUGCCAGCUGAUCAAACUGGCCGGACCGGUGGCGCUCUCUCAGUUACUGACAUUUUUGAUUGGUUUCGUCAGUAUGGUGUUUUGUGGUCACCGCGGCAAACUGGAACUCACAAGUGCAUCUUUGGCAACUGCGGUGGUGAAUGUCACUGGUAUUUCCAUUGGAAUUGGUUUGGCUAUGACCUGUGAUACGCUCAUAUCGCAGACGUACGGCAGUGGGAACCUGAAGCGUGUGGGGGUGAUCCUGCAGAGGGGGGUGCUCAUCAUGCUCUUGGCCUGUUUUCCCUGUUGGGCCAUUCUCAUCAACACCGAGCCUCUGCUGCUGCUGGUGCGGCAGAAGCCAGAAGUGUCCAGUCUUGCUCAGGUGUAUGUCAAGAUCUUCAUGCCCGCCCUUCCAGCUUCUUUUAUGUACCAGCUUCAAGGGCGGUAUCUUCAAAACCAGGGAAUUAUGUGGCCUCAGGUCGUGACCGGAGCCGUCGGCAACGCCAUAAACAUUUUCUUAAACUACAUUCUAAUGUUCAGUCUUGAAAUGGGCGUGGCUGGCUCCGCUUUAGCCAAUACUCUCACUCAGUACAUUAUGGCUGUGGUUUUAUUUAUUUACAUCUACAUAAAGGGGCUCCACAAGGCGACGUGGUCCGGCUGGUCCUGGGACUGUCUUCGGGACUGGAAGUCUUUCCUCAUCAUGGCCAUUCCCAGUUUGCUGAUGCUGUGUCUGGAGUUCUGGGUGUUCGAGCUUGGAUGCUUUUUAGCCGGAAUGAUCAGUGAAGAGGAGCUGGGAGCACAGGGCAUCAUCUAUAACCUCAUCAGCAUCAGUUUUAUAGUACAUCUAAAGUGUUUUGUUGCAGGGUGUGACUGGAGGAGUUCUGAGAGGAGUCGGGAGCAGAAGCUGGGAGCAGUGUGUAACUUGGUGGGAUAA